Messenger RNA from Solanum verrucosum, 2549 nucleotides. RefSeq lists its product as uncharacterized. Gene Ontology annotation, molecular function: transcription coactivator activity. The transcript has a single exon. The record is from RefSeq and is a predicted model, not a curated record. Gene Ontology annotation, biological process: regulation of transcription by RNA polymerase II. Bases 797 to 2050 code for a protein of 417 amino acids. NCBI's taxonomy places the organism in Eukaryota, Viridiplantae, Streptophyta, Magnoliopsida, Solanales, Solanaceae. Gene Ontology annotation, cellular component: SAGA complex.
AGGGGGAAGGGGGAGAGAUCAGAGAGUGUGUGUAGAAGGUGGGUCUUCGUCUUUUUCUGAUUUAGUACAGUGAUUUGUGGGGAAGAGAAAGAUAGCUGCGGAGAAGAAUUGAAAUGCGAAGCAAUUUGAAUGGAAGAAGAAGCUUUAUGGGUUCGUAUAUGAACAAGUAAGAGUUGAAAAAGCAUUUGGGUUUUCUCUCUACUUUCUGAAUCUGAAUUUUGAAUUAAGUUUGGUGUCGUUGGGUUCUGUAUAUUUUCCUAAUUUCACUCUUCUUUCGAGCUUAAAAAUCUCUUCUUUAAUCCCAAUUUCGUGUGGGGAUAUAUUUGAACUUGAAGUGGGUAGCUUAAAGCUUUACUUUUUUGGGGACGGGUGGCAUUUUAUGUCUGUUUUAGGUUUUGCCCUGUAAUUUUGCAAGGCAAUUUGAACUUAUUGAAUUGGGGAUUGAGGGUUUUCUUGAGCUGCGAUUUUGAUUGGUUUAAACGUUGGACUGAGAAAGAAUUUGAAAUUUUUCGAGUUUUGGAGGGAGAGUUAGUUGAGAAUUAUGGAUCUCUAGCUGGGGUGUUAACCCCUUCAAUAGUUACACUGUUGCAAGUUGGAAUUUGGAUAUGGGUUUUGAUUCAGCAUUGCUUGAAUUGCUGUUGGAAGAGUACAAUCUUGUUUCCACUAUGGGUUUUUGGAAUUGGGGAAAACCCUAAUUUAGUGGGGGAUUUGGAUUACUGACUUCUUGUGUUACUUGAAAAUAGUGGAAACUUUGUAAUCUUUGCUUGUUGUGUAUAGACUUUAUGUGUUGACAGAGAUGCAGCCGCCACAUCAGCAUUCGCGAAUCAAUCUUGUUGAACUGAAAGCUCAGAUAGUGAGGAAACUUGGACCUGAGAGGUCUAAACAGUACUUUUAUUACUUAAAUAGGUUAUUGAGUUUGAAAAUAAGCAAGGUUGAGUUCAAUAAGCUUUGUCUUAGGAUAUUGGGUAGAGAGAAUAUUACAUUGCAUAAUCAGUUCAUUCGUUCCAUUUUGAGAAAUGCUUGCAGCGCAAAAGUUCCACCGCCAACUCAUGAGACUGAUGUUUCGAAGCCUGGUGCAGCAGUUGGCAGUAAUGAGCCCCUAAGUGAUGCUUAUGAGCAAAAUGGAUCACAUGUUUCCUCAAGCCAGGCUUCAAGUCAACCAGGUUUGUCUAAUGGAGAUAUUCUCCCAUUAUCUCCUCGAAAGGUCAGAACAGGCUAUCGUGAUCGUAGGACUGGGGAUCGUUGUAGUGCGCUUGGUCAAAAUGGGAAGACAAAUUUCACUUUUCAACAACCGACAGCGACAGAAUCAAGUUUCGAUGUUAUGGAAAAUGGGGAUAUCAAUCCCUCUGAUUCACGGAGGGCUGUGCAGCAUUGUCAAGGACUCUUGCAACAGACUGAUGAUGAAAGGGAGGCAUCUGGUCAAGAAACUGGUAGAUUUUCUGUAAUAAAGGGAUCACAGGAAGGUCCAGCUUCAGUAUAUAACAAAGUCCAUGUUAGAGAUGACGGGAAAGAGAUGCAUGCAAGGAGUCAGCUUCAAGCUCCGCUUGGGGUUCCAUUUUGCCCUGUUAGUGUUGGUGGAGCACGUAAAGCAUUGCCUUUGGCAACAAAUAGUAAAUGUGUUACCUCUUCUAGUUAUGGUGCUUUGUUGGAUAGUGUAUCACUGAAGGAACGCAUGGAGCAGAUUGCUGCAGAACAAGGCCUUGAAGUGGCCAUCGGUUGCGCCAACUUGUUGAAUAAUGGAUUAGAUUCUUACUUAAGAGGUUUAAUUCGAUCUUGUGUUCGACUUGUUGGGGCAAGGUCAGGGUACGAGCCUGUAAGAAACAACACCAAAAAGCAGCAGACCCAUGUGAAGCUCGUCAAUGGCCUUAGACCCGGUCUUCAUUCUCAGAUAAGUACUGGUAGACCUUCAGAAGUCAUGCAAGAACAUGCUCCCAAUAACUUGAUAUCAUUGCAAGAUUUUAGGGUUGCCAUGGAACUGAACUCCCGGCAACUUGGCGAAGACUGGCCAUUGCUUCUAGAAAAAAUAUGUUCACGCGCUUUUGAAGAAUAAGCCAUACGUGAACUUUGUUAUCUUCCAGUUAAAUUUCUGGUCCCUACUGGAUCUAAGGGCACCGUUCUCUCAAAAGUUUCUGCGCAGCUGCAACAUUACAGCUUUUUUGGCCCUUUUGAAGCAGUCAACAACUCUUUUGGUUAAUGUUGUCUCUUGAAGAUGAUAUGCAUGGAGCCCGGAUAUUUAUCUCACCUACUACAGGGCUUAACUUUGCCAAGAGAGUCUCCAUUUCUUAGCAACCACUGAAAGGGACUUGAAGAAAGAAACACCCACGUCGGUUGUGCUGUUGUAUGAUUAGCAUAAUUAUUUUUUGGAUAUUUACCGCAUUCUCCCUCCUGUAAUUUAAAGUAAAGAGCAAAUUUGGCACAAGUUUUGCAGGAAUAAUUGUGUAGCCUAGGACUUCAGUAGAAAGGUGAAACUAGAUAAUGCAAGAAUUGCUGUGUAUCUUCAACAUCAAGAUUGAUUGAACUUCAAUAUUAACAACACGUUUUCACCAGUA